Elgaria multicarinata webbii is the source of this 2619-nucleotide messenger RNA. RefSeq names its product H-2 class I histocompatibility antigen, Q10 alpha chain-like. The coding region runs from base 28 to 1212 and encodes 394 amino acids. Lineage: Eukaryota; Metazoa; Chordata; Lepidosauria; Squamata; Anguidae. Gene Ontology annotation, biological process: immune response. The transcript has 10 exons. The record is from RefSeq and is a predicted model, not a curated record. Gene Ontology annotation, cellular component: external side of plasma membrane.
UCGGAAAGGGCAGCGUCUCACGCCGAGAUGACGGAGCUCCAGGUCCUUGGGGUUGCUUUCCUGCUGAUGGGGGGCCCUGGGUGGGCAUUCCCCCCACAUGCGAACUUGAAGGACUCCUCCCAAUCCUCCCCUUCCUCGCUCUCCCUGCGCUAUUUCUACACAUCCGUGUCGGAGCCUGGCCAGGGGCUGCCUCAGUUCAUCACUGUGGGCUACGUGGACGACCAGCUCUUUAUCCAGUAUGACAGCAACACAAAGACUGCGCAGCCUCGAACACCCUGGAUGGAGAAGGUGGGGGACGAGGAUCCCAGGUACUGGGACAGGAACACCAAGAUAGCGCAGAACACUGAGCAGAAGUUCCGAGUGCACCACGUGAACCUGCGGAGGUACUACAACCAGACUGGAGGGUUUCACUCCCUGCAGCAGAUGUACGGCUGUGAGCUGAGGGGAGACGGGAGCAAAGGGGGGUAUAACCAGUAUGGCUACGAUGGGAGGGACUACCUCGCCCUGGACAUGGAGACCCUCACCUGGACGGCCGCCAAUACCCAGGCUCAGAUAAGCAAGAGGAAAAGGGAGGCUGAACCUGCUAUUGCCCAGCGCUACAAGGCCUACCUGGAAGAGGAAUGCAUUGAGUGGCUGCGGAGAUACCUGGUCUACGGGAAGGAGACUUUGAUGAGGACAGAGCCCCCGGUGGUGAAGGUGACACACCAGGCAAGUAGGAAGGACCUGGAGACGCUCAUCUGCCAGGCCCACGGCUUCUACCCCAAGGAGAUCGACGCCACCUGGAGGAGGGAUGGGGAGAUCAUGGACUAUGAGACCUUCCGUAGAAGUGUCGCCCCCAAUUCAGACGGGACCUACCACAUCUGGCUCAGCAUUGAGAUCGACCCCAAGGAGAGGGACCUCUACCGGUGCCAUGUGGACCAUGCCGGCCUGCCAGAGCCUCUGGUCUUGGCCUGGGAGGAGCCUUGUGGUGUGAGAUGGAGUGCCAUCAUGCCGUUCAUCACGGGAGCCAUCUUGUUCGUCCUGCUGUCGGCUGUUCUCAUCUCCUUGACUGUGAACAUAAUUAUCAGGAAGAAGAAAAUGGGAUAUCUCCACCACCAAAGGAAGAAGAAAAUGGAAAUUGUCGACUGCCAACCAAACAUACAGAAUUACAUAAAGUCUGACGAGGCACUCAGCACGGGAUCUGACAGCUCCGAGAAGCAGCUUUUGCAAUAAGAUGGAGCCCUUUGAAGUUUUUCUGUGAAUUAUCUAUGCAAAGGCCUCCUGGUAGCCUUCAAAAUUAGGUUCAAAAUCUCCGCAUUCCCCCCGCCACCUGCAAAGGCCCUCCCGUGGACGGGCAAGCCAACACUGAUGUCAGUGUCUACGUUGUUAAAUAAAUAAAAGAAUGGCGCAUCUCAGGAACAGCUUUGGAGGGCCAUCGGUGGGCGGGCGCACGCUCACAGCACCACUGGAGACAUCGUCACGGUGCUGGCUACACAGCUCAACUCCGGGCCUUUGCUCCUGGCGGGUCACUUACCUGCUCAGAGAGGUGGCAAUAGUGGAACACCUGCGUCCCCCUUGAACAGUAGUUCGACUUCUGAAGUUUGAUAAAAAGUUUGAUUUCUGUGCCACUUCGCGCACUGAACAGUACCACCACCAAGGCUCAUGGAAAUGCCCUUCAGUCAACUACUGGCCUCUUCAAACUCUCCAUCUCUCUUCUAUAUGUUUAAGACACCAUGUUUGAGAAACGACCGUCAUUAUCUACCCAGUUCCCUGAAGCAUCUGAGGUGGCUAGACCUUCAUAUCCCAGCAGGAGAGGGAAUGCCUGCCUCAAUCCUGUGCGGUUUCUGCUGCAAUUCAGUCCCUGACCCGACCUGACCCAGAGCCUUAUAAGAGUAUCUGAUGUUCCAAAGCCAUCUUCCCUGCAAACCUGUUUGUCCAUCAAGAGCCAGAAGGCAGCAACGUCUGGAACUGGAAAAACAAGAGAAGUUCAACCUGACUAGCCACGGAUAACGCCUACCAUGAAAAAUGUAGGAAAGAGUUCGUGAAGCUAUGCAAAAUAAGGACCCUAAUUGGAAUGCAAAUGAAGCUCAGCCUCUAACCUUAUAAAAACCACUAGAAAAUACCAUUUCUGCUCAAUUUGAUGUGUAACAAUGUAUCCAGCAGAAAAAGUUCCAUCCGGAAUUACACUUUGGGAUUUCCGAGGAGUUUAAAUGGAACAGAUUUUUUUUUAAAAAAAAAUCAUUUAAAGCCUCUGUUAAUGUGUGGCUAUCCUUAACUAAGCCUGUGUAGUUUAAAACCUAUUGGAAAAUUACUUUCCAAUAGAUAUUUCAGAUUUUUCGAUUUUAUGGAAACGUUUCUUUUCGCCCCAUGUUGGUUAGCUUUUCCCCUCCCUGUUUGUUUGCUAUUGUGAUUUUAGAAUGUAAGCCAUAUGGCAGGGUGUUUCGUAUUCUUAUAUCAAAUUUACUGCGUGGUUUUAUCCUGGUUGUGCUUUUUAUACUGUAUUUUGUAAUUGUGCUUUUAACCUGUUGGUUGUUUUAUUGCGGUUUUAAUUUUUGUAAAAUAUUAUGUUGUAUUUUGUUCUGUACAGCACCAUGAAUGUUGAUGGUGCUAUAUAAAUAAAUAUGAAUAAUAAUAUUAAAA